Molecule: messenger RNA, 1091 nt
Organism: Dioscorea cayenensis subsp. rotundata (Guinea yam)
Lineage: Eukaryota; Viridiplantae; Streptophyta; Magnoliopsida; Dioscoreales; Dioscoreaceae
Product: 2-Cys peroxiredoxin BAS1, chloroplastic
Exons: 7
Coding region: 83-880 (265 amino acids)
Biological process (GO): response to oxidative stress; cellular response to stress; cell redox homeostasis
Molecular function (GO): thioredoxin peroxidase activity
Source: RefSeq, a predicted model, not a curated record
GCGGGCUUAUCCACCCAAAAAAAAACACAAAACCCCAGCGAGUAGCCGAGAGAACGCCACCGUCAUCGUCCCCCCAAUCCCAAUGGCCUCCGCCUCUCUCUCCAUGCUGGCCUCCAGCCCCCAUGCCGCUUCCCCCCUUGCAUCCCCGGCUUCUCCCACUCCUCGCAUCUCCCAAACCUUAGCCGUUCCCAAGAGCUUCAUCGGCCUCCGCAGGAGCUUCACUCCUCGCUCUUCUCGCAUUGGUUCAGCUCCUGGAUCGUCGAGGAGGAGCUUUGUUGUGAAUGCUAGUCAGCUGCCUCUUGUGGGAAACACUGCGCCGGAUUUUGAGGCUGAAGCCGUUUUCGACCAGGAAUUUAUCAAUGUGAAACUUUCUGAUUAUAUUGGGAAGAAGUAUGUGAUUCUGUUCUUCUAUCCACUGGAUUUCACAUUUGUCUGCCCGACUGAGAUCACUGCCUUUAGUGACAGAUAUUCAGAUUUUGAGAAAUUGAACACAGAAAUUUUGGGUGUUUCAAUUGACAGUGUGUUCUCCCACCUAGCAUGGAUUCAGACAGAGAGGAAGUCUGGAGGGCUUGGAGAUUUAAAAUACCCUUUGGUGUCCGAUGUGACAAAGUCAAUUUCAAAAUCCUACAAUGUGUUGAUUCUUGAUCAGGGGAUUGCAUUGCGAGGACUGUUUAUCAUUGACAAGGAGGGGAUCAUCCAACAUUCAACCAUUAAUAAUCUCGCCAUUGGCCGAAGUGUGGAUGAAACGCUAAGGACCCUCCAGGCAUUGCAAUAUGUUAAAGAGAAUCCAGAUGAAGUCUGUCCAGCAGGAUGGAAGCCUGGGGAGAAGUCCAUGAAGCCGGAUCCGAAACUCAGCAAGGAAUAUUUUAAAGCUAUCUAGAUUUUUUUUUUUUUUUUUUUUUUUUUUUUUCUUUCAUCCUGUAGAAAUGUAUCCUGAGGUUGUGAUUUUUCUAUUAAUUCCCUGUUUUUCUUGAAUAAAAUGCAGAAUGAUCAUGAUAUUCUGCUGCCUCUUGUUGUAUUUCUCAUAAAUCUGUGUUCUUUCAAAUACUGAUGUUUCUGAUUGGUGUAUAUCAUACUGUUCUUUCUCUUGA